CUUACGGGGCAGAUUUCCACACUGCUCGGCGGCGUGUGUGGAACACUUUGCUCCCGUCGUCCCGUCCGAUUCAGCGGUUAAUUAUCGCACCAAACUCGGCUUCUUUUUUUUUUCUCUCUCCUUUUUGUUUCUUUCCUGCUCCGGGAUCCCCUCAGACGCAUCUCUGCUCCGCGAACAAAUCUCGCGUUCGUCGCUAGUUCUCAUCAGCUCCACUCUUCCCUCCCUCGCGGCGUGAGUUUCACGUGGGCACCGGGCUGCUCGUCCGCCGCCGCGGGACCGUCCACCGGUUGGUUGCUCUGUCGCCCCCGGCGCGCUAACAGUCGUUAGCAUCAUUAGCCCGUGCCUUCUCUCUCUUUCUUGCAGGGGACCGAGCGAUGGAGAAAAUGGCAACGACGGCGACGUUGAUCUUGGAGGACGGCGCGACGUUCCGAGGCCGCCUCUUCGGUGCCGAUGUGUCAGUGUCGGGAGAAGUUGUGUUUCAGACGGGGAUGGUGGGCUACCCCGAGGCCCUCACGGACCCGUCGUACCGCUGCCAGCUGCUGACCCUCACUUACCCCUUGGUCGGCAACUACGGGGUGCCAGCGGACGAGGAGGGGGAAUUUGGACUGAGCAAGUGGUUCGAGUCGUCCAAGAUCCACGCCGCGGCGCUGAUCAUCGGAGAGCUGUCGGACAGUCCCAGCCACUGGAGUUCAGUCAAGUCUCUGGACCAGUGGCUCAAAGAGCAAGGCAUUCCUGGACUACAAGGAAUCGACACUCGACGUCUGACCAAAAUGAUCCGAGAGAAGGGCACCAUAAUGGGGAAGCUGGUGGUGGACGGGACUGCCGAGGACAGCAUUCCCCUCGACAACCCCGACCACAGGAACCUGGUCCAGGAGGUCUCCAUGAAGGAGCCCAGAGUGUUCAACCCGGAGGGUCGUCUGCGAAUCACAGCGUUGGACUGCGGCAUCAAAUACAACCAGAUCCGCUGCCUGGCCGAGAGGGGAGCCCGCGUCACCGUCCUGCCCUGGGACCACCCGCUGGACAGCACGGAUUUCGACGGUUUGUUCAUCAGUAACGGCCCCGGCGACCCUCAGCUCUGUCGGGCGACCAUCGACAACUUGAGGACGGUGGUGUGCGUGGACCGGCCCAAGCCGGUGUUCGGCAUCUGCCUCGGACACCAGCUGCUCUCGCUGGUCAUCGGAGCGAAGACCUACAAGAUGAAGUACGGUAACCGUGGCCACAACCAGCCGUGCAUCCACACGGGGACCAACCGCUGCUUCAUCACGAGUCAGAACCACGGGUUCGCCGUCGACCCCGAGACUCUGCCCGGCGACUGGGACGUCCUGUUCACCAACGCCAACGAUCACACCAACGAGGGCAUCGUGCACAACACGCACCCCCUGUUCAGUGUUCAGUUCCAUCCGGAGCACAUGGCUGGGCCAACAGAUCUGGUCGGCUUGUUCGACGUCUUCCUCGACGCCGUGAGAGACCACAAGGAGGGCGGCGCCACGAAAAAGAUCAAGCAGCGGUUGAUGGAUCACCUCACCUACCCGGAUUCCCCGAAGCCUGAGGAAGUGACCCGACCCAGGAAGGUUCUGAUCCUGGGCUCUGGUGGACUGUCCAUCGGCCAGGCGGGAGAGUUCGACUACUCGGGAUCCCAGGCUAUAAAGGCUCUCAAGGAGGAGAACAUCCAGACGGUGCUGAUCAACCCCAACAUCGCCACGGUCCAGACGUCCAAGGGCCUGGCCGACAAGGUCUACUUCCUGCCCAUCACCGCAGAGUACGUCACUCAGGUGAUAAAGAACGAGCGUCCCGACGGCGUCCUGUUGACCUUCGGCGGCCAGACGGCCCUGAACUGCGGCGUGGAGCUGACCAAGCUCGGCGUGCUGGAGAAGUACAACGUGAGGGUCCUGGGAACGCCGGUGGCCUCCAUCGAGAUGACGGAGGACCGCAAGGUCUUUGUGGAGAAAAUGGAGGAGAUCAACGAGCAUGUCGCGCCCAGUGAAGCGGCGCUGUCCGUGGAGCAGGCAGUGGCAGCCGCAGAGCGUCUGGGCUACCCGGUCCUGGUGCGCUCGGCGUUCGCUCUCGGCGGCCUGGGGUCCGGCUUCGCCUACAACAAGGAGGAGCUCACCACGCUGGUGACGUCGGCCUUCGCGCACACCACCCAGGUCCUGGUGGACAAGUCCCUGAAGGGCUGGAAGGAGAUUGAGUACGAGGUCGUCCGCGACGCCUACGACAACUGCGUCACGGUGUGCAACAUGGAGAACAUCGACCCUCUGGGCAUCCACACCGGGGAGUCCAUCGUGGUGGCGCCCAGUCAGACGCUCAACGACCACGAGUACAACAUGCUGAGGAACACGGCCAUCAAGGUCAUCAGGCACCUGGGCAUCGUGGGGGAGUGCAACAUCCAGUACGCCCUCAACCCGGAGUCGGAGCAGUACUACAUCAUCGAGGUGAACGCCCGCCUGUCGCGGAGUUCGGCGCUGGCCAGCAAGGCGACGGGUUACCCUCUGGCCUACGUGGCGGCCAAGCUCGGCCUGGGGAUCCCGCUGCCGCAGCUCAAGAACUCUGUCACCAACUCCACGACGGCGAACUUUGAGCCCAGUCUGGACUACUGCGUGGUGAAGGUGCCUCGCUGGGACCUCAGCAAGUUCCUCAGGGUCUCCACCAAGAUCGGCAGCUCCAUGAAGAGCGUCGGCGAGGUGAUGGCGAUCGGCCGCAGCUUUGAGGAGGCCUUCCAGAAAGCUCUGAGGAUGGUGGACGAGAACUGCGUGGGCUUCGACCACACGAUCAAACCCGUCUCCGAAAACGAGCUGCAGACUCCCACGGACAAACGCAUCUUCGUGCUGGCGGCGGCGCUGAAGGCCGGCUACACGGUUGACCAGCUGAACGAGCUCACCAAGAUCGACCGCUGGUUCCUGCACAAGAUGAAGAACAUCGCCGACCACGAGCGGCUGCUGGAGACCUACAACCAGGAUGAGAGCACCAUGCCUCCGGAGGUGAUGCGCAAGGCCAAGCAGCUCGGCUUCUCCGACAAGCAGAUCGCACAGGCGGUGCAGAGCACCGAGCUGGUGGUGAGAAAGCUGCGCCACGAUUGGUCCAUCCUCCCUGUGGUGAAGCAGAUCGACACGGUGGCGGCCGAGUGGCCCGCCCACACAAACUACCUGUACUUGACCUACCACGGGACGGAGGACGACCUGGGCUUCGACGACCAGCACGUCAUGGUGCUCGGCUCGGGCGUGUAUCGCAUCGGCAGCAGCGUGGAGUUCGACUGGUGCGCGGUCGGCUGCAUCACGGAGCUCCGCGAGAUGGGUUACAAGACCAUCAUGGUGAACUACAACCCGGAGACGGUCAGCACCGACUACGACAUGUGCGACCGCCUCUACUUCGACGAAAUCUCCUUCGAGGUGGUGAUGGACAUCUACGAGAGGGAGAACCCCGAGGGCAUGAUCCUGUCCAUGGGCGGCCAGCUGCCCAACAACAUCGCCAUGCAGCUGCACCGCCAGCAGUGCCGCAUCCUGGGGACGUCGCCCGAGUUCAUCGACUGCGCCGAGAACCGCUUCAAGUUCUCCCGAAUGCUGGACACCAUCGGCAUCAGCCAGCCGCAGUGGAAGGAGCUCUCUGACAUGGAGUCUGCUAUGAAGUUCUGUGAGACGGUGGGUUAUCCGUGCCUCGUCCGGCCGUCCUACGUUCUCAGCGGAGCCGCCAUGAAUGUGGCCUACGGCGACACCGACCUCGAGAAAUACCUGUGCAGCGCCGUGGCCGUGUCCAAGGAGUAUCCUGUCGUCAUCUCCAAAUUCAUCCAGGAGGCCAAGGAGAUAGACGUGGACGCAGUGGCGUGUGACGGGGUCGUGAUGGCCAUCGCCGUGUCCGAGCACGUGGAGAACGCCGGCGUCCACUCGGGCGACGCCACGCUGGUGACGCCGCCGCAGGACCUCAACCAGAAGACCAUGGACAGGAUCAAGAUGAUCGUCCACGCCAUCGGCCAGGAGCUGCAGGUCACCGGACCCUUCAACCUGCAGCUGAUCGCCAAGGACGACCUACUGAAGGUGAUCGAGUGCAACGUCCGCGUGUCCCGCUCCUUCCCGUUCAUAUCCAAGACCCUGGGGGUGGACCUGGUCGCCCUGGCGACGCAGGCCAUCAUGGGGGAGGACGUGGAGCCUGUGGGCCUGAUGAGAGGAAAGGGGAUUGUGGGAGUGAAGGUUCCUCAGUUUUCCUUCUCUCGGCUGGCCGGAGCCGACGUGGUGCUCGGCGUGGAGAUGACCAGCACCGGGGAGGUCGCCUGUUUUGGGGAGAACCGGUACGAGGCCUACCUGAAGGCCAUGCUCUCCACGGGCUUCAAGAUCCCCAAGAAGAACAUCCUGCUCUCCAUCGGCAGCUUUAAGAACAAGAGCGAGCUGCUGCCGACGGUUCAGGCUCUGGAGUCUAUGGGCUACGACCUGUACGCCAGUCUGGGCACGGCCGACUUCUACACAGAACAUGGAGUCAAGGUGACAGCGGUGAACUGGCCGUUCGAGGAGGAGGAGGACAGCGAGUGUCCCACCAAGGAGAAGCAGCGCAGCAUCAUGAACUACCUGUCGGAGAACCACUUCGACCUGGUCAUCAACCUCUCCAUGAGGAACAGCGGCGGGCGCCGGCUCUCCUCUUUCGUCACCAAGGGCUACCAGACGAGGCGCAUGGCCAUCGACUACUCGGUCCCGCUCAUCAUCGACAUCAAGUGCACCAAGCUCUUCGUUCAGGCUCUUCUUCAGGUCGGCAGCAGUCCACCCGUGAAGACUCACAUCGACAGCAUGACGUCCCGGACGCUGGUCCGUCUCCCCGGCCUGAUCGACGUCCACGUUCACCUGCGGGAGCCCGGCGCCACACACAAGGAGGACUUCUCCUCCGGCACAGCGGCCGCCCUGGCCGGAGGCGUGACGAUGGUGUGCGCGAUGCCCAACACGUCCCCAUCCGUCACCGACGCUGCCACGCUGGCUCUGGUGCAGAAGCUGGCCAAAGCCGGCUGCAGGUGUGACUACGCCCUGUACCUGGGCGCCGCCUCGGACAACGCCGGCGCCCUGCCGUCCAUCGCCAGCCAGGCCGUCGCCCUGAAGAUGUACCUGAACGACACGUACUCCACCCUCAAGAUGGACAACGUCUCCUUCUGGAUGGAGCACUUUGAGAAGUGGCCCAAGCAGAUGCCCAUCGUGGCUCACGCCGAGAACCAGACGGUGGCUGCGAUCCUGAUGGUGGCUCAGCUCUACCAGCGGCCGGUCCACAUCUGCCACGUGGCCAAGAAGGAGGAGAUCCUGAUCAUUCGCGCCGCCAAGCAGAGGGGCAUCCAGGUCACGUGCGAGGUGGCGCCCCAUCACCUCUUCUUGUGCGAGGACGACGUGAGCCAGAUCGGCAGCGGGCAGGCGCAGGUGCGGCCCACGCUGGGAACCCGCGAGGACAUGGAGGCGCUCUGGGAGAACCUUGACAUCAUCGACUGCUUCGCCACGGACCACGCACCUCACUCUGUCGAAGAGAAGAGCAGCGAGCGGCCUCCUCCCGGUUUCCCCGGACUGGAGACGAUGCUGCCGCUGCUGCUGACCGCGGUCAGCGAUGGACGCCUGACCCUGGACGACAUCAUCAGACGUCUCUAUGACAACCCACGCAAGAUCUUCAACCUGCCCGUCCAGGAAAACACCUACGUCGAGGUGGACUUGGAGAAGGAGUGGGUUAUUCCUCCGGCCAUGCAGUUCACCAAGUCCAAGUGGACGCCGUUCCAAGGUCUGAAGGUGAAGGGUAAAGUCCGCUGCGUGGUCCUGCGAGGGGAGGUGGCCUACAUCGACGGGCAGGUGUUGGUGCCUCCGGGUUAUGGUGAAGAUGUGAAGACGUGGCCCGCUGCGUUCAUCCCCCCUCCCGAGCCGGUCAAAGAAAGCCCCAUGACUCCAGAGCACACUCCUCGUCCCACUCCUCCCCGCGAUGGCGCCAUACGAACCAGAGCCCCGAGCCCCCGACGCGCCGUGGGGGAGGGCCGCUACCUGCUGCCGCCCCGCACCCACCGCUCCUCCGACCCUGGACAGCCACUGGAGAUGAUGAUGAUGCUUCCAGCGGCCGGUGCCGGCGGCGACGGCUACAGCCACCCUCCCCCUCUGUCCCGGCUGCUUUCCCCCCAGUCGGGACCGGCGCUCGUCGGACAGGCGUCCCACCUCCAGACGUCCCCACUCCUGCACCCGCUGGUCGGCCAGCACAUCCUGUCCGUCAGGCAGUUCAGCAAAGACCAGAUCUCGCACCUUUUCAACGUUGCCCACAACUUCCGUCUGAUGGUUCAGAAGGAGCGAAGCCUGGAGAUCCUGAAGGGUAAAGUGAUGGCGUCCAUGUUCUACGAGGUCAGCACUCGCACCAGCAGCUCCUUCGCCGCGGCCAUGCAGCGUCUGGGCGGCUCCGUGGUCCACUUCAGCGAGUCCACCUCGUCCACGCAGAAGGGCGAGUCGCUGGCCGACUCGGUUCAGACGAUGAGCUGCUACGCCGACGUCCUGGUGCUGCGACACCCGACGCCCGGAGCCGUGGAGAGUGCGUCCCGUCACUGCCGCAAGCCGAUGAUCAACGCCGGGGACGGCGUGGGCGAGCACCCCACCCAGGCCCUGCUGGACGUCUUCACCAUCAGGGAGGAGCUGGGGACGGUCAACGGCAUGACGAUCACUAUGGUCGGGGACCUGAAACACGGCCGCACGGUUCACUCCCUCGCCAAGCUGCUGACGCAGUAUCGCAUCACCCUGCGCUACGUGGCCCCCAGGAACCUGCACAUGCCGGCGGAGAUCGUCAACUACGUCGCCUCGAAGGGAAUCAAACAGGAGGAGUUUGAGAGCAUCGAAGAAGCUCUGCCCGAGACCGACGUCCUCUACAUGACGAGGAUCCAGAAGGAGAGGUUUGCCACUGAGGAGGAGUACAAGGCCUGUUUCGGUCAGUUCGUCCUCACUCCUCACAUCAUGACCGUGGCCAAGAAGAAGAUGGUGGUGAUGCACCCGCUGCCCAGAGUCAACGAGAUCAGCGUGGAGGUGGACACGGACCCGAGAGCAGCGUAUUUCCGUCAGGCGGAGAAUGGCAUGUACAUCCGAAUGGCCCUGCUGGCCACCGUACUGGGCAGAUGAACAAAUCCACCGUGCUGCUGAGGAUCUGGAGCACAAGCGGAACAAAGUGUUGUAAACUUCCUGAAACGACACAUUCGACAGCGCUACCUUUUAUAAAAAACAAAUUCAAAUACAGGGAGUUUUCUGUCUCGUGCUGUUACAUGAUGCUGCUUACACAGACGACUUGUUGUUGUUGUUGUUUGUUAAACCCAUUUGCCUUCUGUCAACUGUAAAAUUCAAUUUUUUGUAACAGCAGCUGGAUUAUUAUUUUCUUACUGUCUUUAAAACACAUAUAGCAUUUUUUUUUUUUUUAUAGAAUUUGUUUUCUGUUUAGUUUGUUUAGCCAACGGACCGACAGCAUUUGGAAAGUGGAGCGUUGAAAUCAUAAGAUCUGUGUUACUAUGACCGAGUGAAAUUGAUGAAAUAGAUCUUUGGGUUGCUCGGUCGAAGACUCGACUGAGUGAGUAACCUUAAAGGGACCAAGUGGUUUAAAAAGGGAGGAAAGAGAAGACGACAAGCAUCAGUUUGAUUUAUGCAGGUCACUGUACUCUGAUCGGUAAUGGUGUCUGUCAUUUCUACUCCUGUCUUCUGUUCACGUGUCUUUUCUUAAAUGUGUAACUGAACGCGGAGAUGUUCCACAGGUUGUGGAAUUUUGUGACGAAUGUCAAACGUAGCAAUUCAGAAGAAAACUUUUUUCCAUUUUUCUUUUUUAAUCAAAAAGGGGAUGUCUGCAACGUGUUGGUGAAUGGCGAAUAUUAUGUGGAGAAAUAAAUAAUAAUAAUAAAAGGACAAUUUUCCCAUUUGCAGUU
Messenger RNA from Scophthalmus maximus (turbot), 7882 nucleotides. It is a transcript of the gene cad, whose product is annotated as carbamoyl-phosphate synthetase 2, aspartate transcarbamylase, and dihydroorotase. Gene Ontology annotation, molecular function: metal ion binding; amino acid binding; dihydroorotase activity. Bases 375 to 7094 code for a protein of 2239 amino acids. NCBI's taxonomy places the organism in Eukaryota, Metazoa, Chordata, Actinopteri, Pleuronectiformes, Scophthalmidae. Gene Ontology annotation, biological process: 'de novo' pyrimidine nucleobase biosynthetic process; L-citrulline biosynthetic process; L-glutamine metabolic process. The record is from RefSeq and is a predicted model, not a curated record. The transcript is spliced from 44 exons. Gene Ontology annotation, cellular component: cytoplasm; cytosol.